AUGGCGGCGGGGAAAGCGGCGGCCGAGCCCCUGGGGCGGACGGUGGAAGAGGUGGCUUGGGCCGAGGCGCUUCGUGGGGCCUGCGAGCCCGAGCACCACUGGCGGUUCCGCCGGGAGUUCCUGCUGCGCAACGUCGGGGAGCCCCCAGCGGCAGGCAGCGCCCAGCUCCAGCGCCUAGUGUCCCUCUCCAUGGUGUGGGCUAAUCACGUCUUCCUGGGCUGCCGGUACCCGCCGCAGGUCAUGGAGAAGGCGCUGGAAAUGGCCGAAGGCAUACAAGUGACCGGCGCCCCUGUUCGCACCACGAGAGAUGAACUGGUUGCCAAGGUGAAGAAAAGAGGCAUAUCAAGUAGCAAUGAAGGGGUAGAAGAACCCUCCAAGAAGCGAGCUGUUGAGAAAAGCAAAGAUGGUAAGGAUACUGGAAAGGACGUGAAAACAACCAAGGCAGAAGCCCUGAAGGAAACAGAGAGCACAUUGCCAAAAAAGCAGGAAAGAGAUACUAGCAAAGAUCCAGAAAGCUCCUGGUCAACUUGUGCUUCAGGUCAAGAAAUGGUCACAGCAUCAAAUGUAGAAAUGGAAGCAAAACCUGCUAAUGCUGAAAAUACUACUGAGCAAAAUCCAUCUUCAUCUGAAAAAAAGUCAGGAGAGAAGUCUUGCUCAAGUUUACCUAAGGAAAGCAAGUGUGGAAACCUGUCGUCACCUGAGAAGAAAACUGCAGUAAGUGAAAUGCCACCAGCUUCCAAGAGUGCCCUGCAGGUAGAGGUGGUUGCAGCUGCAGUGCCACUGACCACCAAGAGUACUCCACAGGCAGCAGUGGCAGCAGGGGCAGUGCCACCAACCACCAAGAGCACCCCACAGGCAGGGGCAGUGCCACCAGCUACCAAGAGCACCCCGCAGGCAGUGGCAGCAGCAGUGCCACCAGCUACCAAGAGCACCCUGCAGGCAGCAGUGGCAGCAGCAGUGCUGCCGACUACCAAGAGCACCCCUCUGACAAUAGCGGUGCCACCAGCUGCCAAGACUACUGUGCAGACAAGUGCUACAUUGCUGUCUUCCAAAAACCAAGCUAGUGCUUCAGCAUCAGUGUCCAAGAGUGGUGCUCAGGUGAGCAGCUCACUGCUUCUGUCUCCCAAGAGCAGCACUCAGGUGGGUGCUUCACUGCUCCUGGCCUCCAAGGGCACUGCUAAGGUGACCUCCUCGCUCCUGGCCUCCAAGAGCAGUGCUGAGGUAGCUGCUUCGUUGCUGGCUGCUCGGAGUGGUGCUCAGCAGGGAUCCUCACUACUGAAUUCCAAGAGCAGUGCUCAGGUGGCUGCUUCAUUGCUGGCUGCUCGGAGUGGUGCUCAGCAAGGUCCCUCGUCACUGGCCUCUCGCAGUGGAGCUCAGGCAGGUGCUUCUCUGCUGACCUCCAAGGGUGGUAUGCAGGCAGGCUCACCACAGCUGGCCUCCAAGAGCACCUCACAGGCAGGUGAAAGCCCUGCUAAGGCUUUGUGCAAACCCUUAACAAGCGAAGAUGCAAAGGAAAGACAGCCUUUUUUCAACAGAUUAUACAAAGCUGUAGCCUGGAAAUUAGUUGCUGUUGGAGGCUUCAGUCCUAAUGUAAAUCAUGCAGAACUUCUGAACUCAUCUAUUCAGUCUGUGAAAGCUACAUUAGAUGUUGCUUUUGUUCCCUUGAAGGAGCUUGCAGACUUGCCUCAAAAUAAGAGCUCUCUGGAAAAUAUAGUUUGUGAACUGAGGUGCAAGUCUGUCUACUUGGGUACUGGCUGUGGUAAAAGUAUGGAAAAUGCCAAAGCAGUUGCUUCAAGAGAAGCUUUGAAGUUAUUUCUCAAGAAGAAAGUUAUUGUGAAGAUAUGCAAAAGAAAAUACAAAGGUAGUGAAAUUGAAGAUUUGGUACUUCUGGAUGAGGAAUCAAAACCAUCAAAUUUACCUCCAGCUUUAAGAAAUCCUCGUGAGAUCUUGUAGGAGAGAAAGGUUGUUUGUACCAUGUAUAGUAUUUCAAGUCAAGGACUGAAGGUUAAUUUUGUACUUUAAAAAUGCAGGCUUCCAGAUAUUUUGUAUUUCUUUCUCAGUUUUGCAAGACAAUGAUAGUCUUCACUUGGUAGCAAUUGUAUAAAACUUGUUAGAGAUGACAAGUGUGCAUUUAAAGGUAUGCCUUAAUACAUAGCACAUUAGUGUGCUGUUUGAUUUGCAAAAUAGUCUACCUAAUUCUUCUAUUUUUAAUUAAACAAGGUACAAUUUGUUGUUUAAAACUUGACAAUUUUGUAAUUACAAUUGGAUGGCGGUGUCCUCAAUUGUCUACCAUGUCUUUUUUAGCCAUAUUAGAAGUGUGUAUAUAGGGACCAUAAUACUUGAAUGAUUGAAAGUUGUUAAAAAAUUUCAAUCAAAAAAUUAAAUCAUCUGUUUCAGGCUUGUUGCUUAUAAUGUUCCUUGUUGCUCAUACUAGGAGCGAAAAUACUUGGUUGACUAUUUUCAUGGGAUGUUUCCAUAAUGCUCACAAAUAUAAAUGACACCCUGAUUCCAUUUAACAUUAUACUAGAACGUUAGAUCCCAUUUAACAUUAUACUGGCAAAUUAUCAAUUAGCAGUCAAGUCACAAAUACUUCAGCCACCAAAACUUUGUAAGCAAAUUUAUAUUGUUAAAUAUUUACUUUUUCUUCAAAUAAACAUGGAUUUCUAUACUAAACAUUUUGACUGCUACUAAGCCAAUAAAAUCUCUGGAAUAUGCUUUUAUAGUACUUUGGUUUGGCUGUUAAAUAUUCCAUCCAUUUCAAUAAUUUUGCAACACCUUAAGGAGAGCUGUACUUUGAGUGGUUUCGAGGUGUAAUCCCACAUGGGUGAGUAGUUUCCUUUAGAUGCAUAGAUGGAAUACUGUACAACUGCUAGAGUGGACCUGUAGAAUAUCUAUUUCUACUUUUGUAAUACCAGGAUAAGGAAAAUGAAGAUG
Indicator indicator is the source of this 2934-nucleotide messenger RNA. It is a transcript of the gene CDKN2AIP, whose product is annotated as CDKN2A interacting protein. The record is from RefSeq and is a predicted model, not a curated record. Gene Ontology annotation, cellular component: nucleoplasm; nucleolus. The transcript has 6 exons. NCBI's taxonomy places the organism in Eukaryota, Metazoa, Chordata, Aves, Piciformes, Indicatoridae. The coding region runs from base 1 to 1953 and encodes 650 amino acids.